Molecule: messenger RNA, 1836 nt
Organism: Penaeus monodon (black tiger shrimp)
Lineage: Eukaryota; Metazoa; Arthropoda; Malacostraca; Decapoda; Penaeidae
Product: integrin alpha-PS3-like
Biological process (GO): cell-matrix adhesion; integrin-mediated signaling pathway; cell adhesion mediated by integrin
Cellular component (GO): external side of plasma membrane; integrin complex
Molecular function (GO): nucleic acid binding; RNA helicase activity; integrin binding
Source: RefSeq, a predicted model, not a curated record
CCCAUUGCGCCCUUGUCGUAGGCAGCGACUUCCAGCAUCUUUUCCCAGACGGUUAGAGCCGAAGACACACUUCGUCGCCCAGUUAAAUGGAGAAGACACUUCGUCAUACGAUUAAAAACCGUAUGAUUCACAGGGAAAAAGCCGUCACGGUGCAUCCCCGCGUGUCAGAGAGCGACGAGCGAAAUCCAGUGAGAGGGCGGGUGAGCGAUCGUCUGAGGGAAGCGGCGCGGCUGGCAGAGUUUUCGUCAGAGUGUGUUGGUCAGUGACGCGGGUCGGAGGGCGGUGCUACGCUGCCGCACGGAGUGUUACUUGCUCGACCUCGUCCUCCACCACGCCGAAGGACGUCUCGCCGGAGUGAAGUACACGUGAAGAUGGAGGUUCAGCAGGUACCUCGGCUGCUACCGCUGCCACUCCCGCUGCUGCUUAUCCUGUUCAUUCCACAAUACUCAUGCUUUAAUCUCGAGGUCUCAAAAGCCCAGGUGUACACAGACCCGACCCUCGACUACAGCAGCUGGGGGAGGGAGUCUUACUUCGGUUUCGCCGUCGCCCUUCAACUCCGGACGUCUGACGACACUGCCUGGUUAGUCGUGGGUGCUCCACGUGCCAAUUCAAGCCACUACAAACCCAGAGCUAUAACGGAGCCUGGAGUGGUGUUCAAAUGCAGCCUUGAGGGAGACACCUGCCAGGAACUGUACAUCGACCAAACGGGGAACACCGUGAUACACAAUUCCAACAGUGAGUUCAGUUACCACGACCUUAAGAACGGCGGCUGGCUAGGAGGGUCUCUCGAUUCCCAGCCGACCUAUGAUGCAGACCGGCAAGUCACUGCGGUGUGCGCACCGAGGUGGAUCAACCAGAAACUACUUGGCAAUUACCUUAUGAACGGAGCGUGUUACUGGCUUAACGAGUCCCUCCCCAACGCUCCAGCCCACAAGAAGCUGCCUUUGGUUCAAGAGUCCCUUCAGACUCAUGGCGAUGCAGUGUUCUACUACGCCCACGGAGAAGCGGGUAUGUCUCUUCAUCUCCCGGACGACCCAACCGAGAUGAUUGUGGGCGCCCCGGGUGUGUACAAGUGGCGAGGAACCAUCAUCCGCUUCAAGGACACGUACAUCCAACACGUAGGAGGCAUAGCAAGACGCAGACGACAGACCAGAAGGAAAAUACCAGAAUACCAGAUGUUCUCGAGGGAAUUCGUACCCAACCCGUACUACACCUCUGCCAUGGAGGACUUCGAUCUCAUGGGGUAUUCUGUGACUUCGGGGCGGUUCAGGUCAAAGGACGAGCUUCUGUAUGUGGGCGGUGCUCCUCGAGGGGCGGGGUCGCAUGGGAAGGUGAUCGUCUUCUCGUUCCCCGACUGGCAGUCUCAGCCCCUCACCGUCCUGGCCGAGUGGAAAGGAAAACAACUUGGGGAAAACUUUGGUGCUUCCCUUGUCGCUGCUGACGUUAACGGAGACGGCCUCAGCGACCUGAUUGUCGGGGCGCCCAUGCACUCCCUGAAGGACAAGCCGGAUGCAGGAAGAGUACAAGUGUUCCUCUCUUCGCAGGACCAGCAGUUGGUAAGUUCCGACUACCGAUACCACGGGUCCACCACGAGCUACGCCAGGUUCGGCACGAGUUUGGCGCGAAUCGGGGACCUCAACGCGGACGGGUAUGAAGACGUGGCGAUAGGUGCUCCUUGGGAAGGCGAUGGCGCUGUGUACAUUUAUCUCGGGUCUGCUUCUGGCUUGAGACAAGCAUACUCCCAGAAGCUUCAGCCUCAGAACUUCCCCCAGAAUAUGAAGGGUUUUGGAAUGGGUCUCUCCAGAGGCAUCGACUUCGACAAGAAUGGGUAUCCAG